Messenger RNA from Coffea eugenioides, 2500 nucleotides. Its product is annotated as solute carrier family 40 member 3, chloroplastic. Gene Ontology annotation, cellular component: membrane. Bases 359 to 2140 code for a protein of 593 amino acids. Gene Ontology annotation, molecular function: iron ion transmembrane transporter activity. The transcript has 14 exons. NCBI's taxonomy places the organism in Eukaryota, Viridiplantae, Streptophyta, Magnoliopsida, Gentianales, Rubiaceae. Gene Ontology annotation, biological process: iron ion transmembrane transport. The record is from RefSeq and is a predicted model, not a curated record.
AGAAUUGUCCGUCCAUUACCUUCGUGUCUUCCUAUCAAAAAUUUUCCCCUUUUGCAGGAUAAGGAGGAAUCAGAAAUGCCAGCCCUCAAAAUUUUUUACCCCUCCAGAUUCUUGAAAUCUUAGAACUCUCAAAAACCCUAAACACAGAACAUUCCCCUAAACAAUAAAAAAUAAAAAAAGGCGAACAACAUUGUAAUCCUCGAGAAAAGAUUAUUGUUUGCAGCCUUGAUAAUACUAAAACAUUCAGCUGCUGAGAAGGCUGCAUGAGUAGUCAUCAAGAGCAAAAGCAGAGGUGCUUCAAGGCAGUGUUCUUGGAGACUCAGACUAUCUUCAGGAAUCAAGAAAGAGUGGAACAAUCAUGGGUGUGGUUGUCAUUGCCAAUCCUCAGCCUCAUUUUUCAUGUUCGACUUUCAGCUUCAGUAUUCGCCAAGCUCCUCAUCCGAAGUCGUCUUGUCUUAGAAUACGCCCUGGCUUCUCUUCUCGUCGAUGGUUGAACUGCCCCAGAUUAAUCCCGUCUAGGCUUGAGCAUUUUCAUCCAAAGUGUUCAGCAACAGAAACUGAUGUUUUUAAUCAGCUUGCCGCUGAGGAAGAAAUUUCAGAAGAUCUCACAGCUUCUGAGUCAAACUGUUCUGUUCAAAUUGUCCAUCUCAAAUCUGAUGUCUUGGAGACUGAAGCACUCAAUUUAUUGGCUGAGGGCACUUUUGUAGACACGCUUUUGACAGCAUUGCCUGUUUUGUCAGAGGAAGAGCAGAAUAUCAUAGCUGCAACUCCAGCUCAUCCCGCAGGAUUGUAUGCUCUGUAUGCUAAUUGCUUGGCUGGGAAUGUGGUGGAACAGCUCUGGAGUUUUGCCUGGCCUGCUUCCAUUGCUUUGCUCCAUCCAAGUCUUCUUCCUGUUGCUGUGAUUGGUUUUUUCAGUAAGCUUGCAGUGAUUGUUGGAGGUCCGUUAGUUGGAAAGCUCAUGGAUCAUUUUCCCAGAAUACCUGCAUAUAACUAUUUGACAAUUGCUCAGGCAGCUGCUCAGUUGUUGUCUAUAGGAAUGAUUAUUUUUGCUCACACUAUUUGUCCCACAUCAACAUCAUCUAUUCUUCUCCGGCCUUGGUUUGUUAUACUUGUCACGGCUGGGGCAGCAGAGAGAUUAUCUGGAUUGGCCUUGGGAGUUGCAAUGGAGCGUGACUGGGUUGUUCUGUUAGCAGGAACUAAUCGGCCAAUUGCUCUUGCGCAAGCUAAUGCUAUCAUUAGCCGAAUUGAUCUCCUUUGCGAGAUUGCAGGAGCUUCAGUAUUUGGUAUUCUUCUGUCUAAAUAUCCUCUGGUUGCCUGCUUAAAGCUUGCUGCUGGUUUGAUUAUAUCUGCUCUGCCGAUUACGGUGUUCCUCACAUGGUUAACCAACAAGCUAUCUGCUGGUGUUCUUGAACGCCCUAAACCUCCAAGUUGUGGCCGAAAUUCUAGUAUUGAAUCUUUGACAGAUGAUGAGAAUAUAGUGUACAAGAGUUUGCAAGCUAUCAAGCAUGGAUUGGUUGAAUACUUGAAGCAACCUGUUCUUCCAGCUAGCCUAGCAUAUGUGCUACUCUGCUUCAAUGGUGUUCUUGCUCCCAGUGAAUUAAUGACAGCAUUCUUAACUCAGCAAGGUUUAAAUCCAUCUAUUAUUGGAGGCUUCAGUGGGUUAUGUGCUUUUAUGGGGGUAGCAGCAACUUUUGUUUCAGCAAGCCUGGUCAAGCGAUUGGGCAUUUUGAAGGCUGGAGCUGCUGGACUGAUUUUUCAAGCUUGUCUUCUUACCAUAGCAAUUGCUGCUUAUUGGACUGGAUCUAUUUCUCAGCAGACACCACUUCUUUUCUUCUUAUUUAUGAUUAUACUUUCAAGAUUGGGGCAUAUGUCAUAUGAUAUUGUUGGCCAACAAAUUCUGCAAACUGGAAUUCCAGAAUCCAAAGCAAAUCUUAUUGGGACGACAGAGGUUUCUGUUGCAAGUUUGGCAGAGUCUGUAAUGUUAGGGGUAGCUAUAAUUGCAAAUGAUGCUUCACAUUUUGGGUUCCUAGCAACACUUUCAUUUCUAUCAGUGGUCGGGGCCGCAUGGUUGUUUUGUAAAUGGUUGGUAAAUCCUACUGAUACGCAAAGGAGCCUUCUCUCAUAUGACCUAAAGUUUUGACAUGUACAAUACAAUAGGAACAAGUUGACUGAAAUCCAACCUUAUAUACCCUAUUUUGGGGGAUGGAAUCUUUAUUGAGGCAUGCACAAGGUAUACCUUCCCAAAGAACUUGGCAGUUUUGGUAAAAUAGUAUACUGUUCAUGUAGAGUUGAUGAUAAAUUUUUGUACUGUAUACUUGUGAUGUCAACUCUGACAUUCAACCAUCCAUACCUCCUUUCCCCCAUAUCAAGAAGAAAAAUGGAUUUCAAACAAAGAUGACUUGAGUUGUACAUAGACCUAAUACUUUGUAAAUAUUCAUUUGUCAGAUAGUGUUUCAUUGACACUUGUGAUAACUAAUUCUUGCUCUUGAUUCCUGUAACA